AUCGCUGUGUCUUCGAUGCAGGGACCCCGGAUGUAUAUGGCGUCUGACGAUUGGAAAAACUUAAACUUAAACUUCCAGAUUCGUUUCGUUGAAAGAAAGGGCUGAUUCAGCUCUGUUAUAUCUAAUCUCCUGUAGAUCAUUGCAUUGAUGGUAAUGCAUGCUAGGAAACUACCAAGACUGGAUGAUGGGUAUUUCGAUAAACAUCAGUCCCAUCCCUACCAGGCCAGUACCAAAUACGGUAAUUCCAAAGGAAACUAUGAUCGAUACAAUGAUCGAACACGGGACUCGCCCAACGGUACGGGACUACGAUCUGACAGCCCGAACUCCUUUGGUGACAGUCCCAGAGACAGAAGCUAUGUGCACAAAGGCUCUUAUGCGCAACGGAUACGGGACAAAGAAAGAGACAGAGACAAUCGGUCUCCUCGUGAACGGGAACGACCACGGGACUCGGAUAGACGCAAUAACCACGAUCGGGGAUCUACAGAGGAAAAGCCUCUACGAGUUGGUGACUGGACAGAGCACGUCAGUUCUUCGGGAAAGAAAUAUUACUACAAUUGCAAAACCGAAGUCUCUCAAUGGGAGAAGCCUCGCGACUGGGUCGAUUGGGAAAAGGACAAGGAACAUGAGCGUGACCGGGAACGUUACAGACGUGAUAGGGAUCGUGAUCGUGAAAGAAAGUACGACCGACCUUCUUACUCGUCGUCUCGAAACAGUAGCAGCGGUCCGUCGGAUAGACAUUCCAAUUUUAGUCGUUCUGGUACUAUGUCGAAUAGUAACAACAACAGUGGCAGUAGCAGCAAUAUGACAUCUUCUCGUUCAGAAAGCAGAGAUAAUCAUAGAACUCACCAACCUCAGCCCUCGAUGCCGGAGCAGCCGCAAUCCAGAAGACACAGCUAUGAGCGACCUAGCCAAGAUAUGGACAUUUCCCCGGCGGAUAGUACGCCAACUUCGGAGGCCUCCGGGCCGAAAGUUGCCACUCCAUACACGCCGGAUCCACGAUUAACACCCACUACAACUGUAUCUGCUGCGCCCGUCUCAUUAGCAACUGCUCUGCCACGUCUCUUGUCUCAUCCGCCGACCAGCACUCCCGUACAACUCACAAGACCUUCCUCCCAAACUCCAAAUGCCUCAACCAGUCGGGCUCCUAGUUUGAUGUCGCCGUUACAAACGGGUUCUUCGAUGCCGACGACGGCGGCAACAGCUACAACGACCAGUCUCUCAUCCCUCCAGCAGCUUUUAACCCAGUUAACACGAUCAUCCGUUUCAGGAUCUGCCAUUCAGAUCAAUCCUGCGAUACAAUCUAUGCUUGCGUCGACCUUAGGACGAAUGGGGAAUAUCACUGCUCUAGGUUCGUUACAAAAUUUGGAACAUAUGGAGCUACCUGCACACGAGGUCUUGCAGUCGUUGCAGACAUUGCUUUCCUCGUCGCAGAUCGCUGUUCCCGCCUCGAAUGUGGCGACACUACCAAAGAAUAUGAACUCGCUCGGAGCAUCGUCUUCACACCUGCAGGAUGGCUGCCACGCUCUGUCGACGCCGAUGCCAUUAGAAGGCGAUCCUGCUAACGGUCCUCCCACGCCUACUCAUUCAGAAAGACUCGAAGCUGACUUUCGUCGAGGGAGUCCGGCAACGAGUUUGAGUUCUCUGUCAGCGGCAGCGGCCAGUUUACGGCCAUCCGCUGCAUCCAGUCAUGCGUUGACACCUUCACUAGCAUCCCAUUAUCGACCAGAUUUAAUUUCUCACGUGACCGGAUGGCCGGCGGAGCUAUUAGAGAAACAGGCGACGAAAGUGAGCGAAGAUUUGCAUACUAUUGGCAAUCUUCAUGUAACUAAAGUCUCGGCCGAGCUGAAGAUGGCUCGUUCUUUGGUUCGGGUGGCUGAUAUUCAAGCCACUCUGCAGGAACAACGGAUCCUCUUCUUAAGGCAACAGAUGAAAGAGCUGGAGGAGUUGAAGCCGCCCAAUCAUUUUAUGUCAGACUGAAUUUUUUCUCACCGGGAGGAAAAAUCAUCUUCGCUCGUCUUCUUUCGUCUUUAAACCACCAGAAUUCUUUUUUUUUUCUUUUUUUUUAUACAUAUAUAUACUCUCGCGAAACCGUUCUGUAUUUCCUCGGUGAAAUCUUUUUCCUUCUAUGGUUUUUUGUUCUCCCCUCUUCGUCGGAGCGAAGCAACACGUCAAAAGACGGCCGUUGCAGGUACGUUGAAUGCAUUGCGACUCAGAAAGAUGGUGGUAUCUCUCAUCAGUAAGAUAACAAAAA
Daphnia carinata is the source of this 2251-nucleotide messenger RNA. RefSeq names its product WW domain-containing adapter protein with coiled-coil-like (gene wcy). Gene Ontology annotation, biological process: regulation of autophagy; positive regulation of TORC1 signaling. Bases 148 to 1977 code for a protein of 609 amino acids. NCBI's taxonomy places the organism in Eukaryota, Metazoa, Arthropoda, Branchiopoda, Diplostraca, Daphniidae. Gene Ontology annotation, cellular component: nucleus. The transcript is spliced from 9 exons. Gene Ontology annotation, molecular function: chromatin binding; RNA polymerase II complex binding. The record is from RefSeq and is a predicted model, not a curated record.